Miscanthus lutarioriparius is the source of this 942-nucleotide messenger RNA. Lineage: Eukaryota; Viridiplantae; Streptophyta; Magnoliopsida; Poales; Poaceae. The record is from the annotation of a GenBank genome assembly.
AUGUCCGCAUUUUCUGCUCCAGGAGCUGUGGUGCUGGGAGGAGGUCUGAGGCUGAGAGAAUUUCAAGAGUUUGAGGACAAGUCGGCUGCCAUUAACCGCACUACUGGUGUUGGGAAACAACUGAGAGAUAUGCUGAAGGUUUGGUGCCGCUGUUUGAACAAGCUAUUGGUUGGAAGCCUCGAAUAUAAGGAAAUAAUUGAAGCAGAUCAGGAGCUGGGGAUAACGUGCUUCUAUGAUGAUCUUGUGGAGGAGUUGAUGUGGGGAAUGAAGAAUCUCAUGCGCAGUUUAGUGCCUCAAGAACAAAAGGUGCUGACCAAGGAGAAGCGCCUCCCUAUGAGUAAAGGGCUGGAAAUGAUCCUGCGUUGUCAUAACUUUGAUGUCAAGCCAGAGAUGAAGCAUUCCAGGAGCCUUCACAUGUCAGAUUCAGAUCUUAUGGAGAUAUCUGGGUUCAACAGCCAGGACUGGGAUACUAUGAAGAUUGCAACUGCUAUGAAGAUGAUAGCUUAUCCAGACGAAAAAGUUGAGCACCCUCUGAGAGACUGUAGAUCUGAGCAAGAGGGGCUUGGACGGCAGCGAGAGGAGGUAGGAGGCAGCCUGCAGCAAUACAAAUCAGAGACAAAAUCAGAUGGAUCUGAGGGAGAGAACGUAUUUGAGAGGGAUGGGAUGAGCAUCGGCCUUCAACUCACCGGAGAGCAGCGGACGGACGAGCAACGGAGGGGCAUGGCGAUGUUCUCAAAAGAUGAGCUAUCGAAGAUACAGAAAGAUGCAAGUAAAUAUAACGAUAAGAUCAUCAAGCACGAUGUCGCUAAAGUCUUCGAAGAAUUGGUGCGUGCCAAAAGAUGUAAGGAGAUUAAGGUGACACUCAUGCGGCACUUGGUUCGUGAAGCUACCUUGAUGGUUGGGGAAACUGCAAACAAGAGGCUCAAUCAAGCUGAUGACUGA